CUAGUGAUCCAUUUUCCGAACUGAGCUUACUUCUUUUUCAUAUAAGAAAAACAAAACAAAAAAACUGAGCUUAUUUCUUUAGCACACCCUCUCUCUCUCCCUUGUUCUUUGACCACGUAUCAGAAAUGGACCAGAUGCAGCACAAGUAUGUAACAGUCCAAGGCCUGAAGCUCCACGUCGCCGACAUCGGAACAGGUCCAAACGUGGUCGUGUUCCUGCAUGGCUUCCCGGAGAUAUGGUACUCCUGGCGCCACCAGAUGAUCGCCGUAGCCAACGCCGGGUUCCGGGCCAUCGCGCCCGACUACCGCGGUUACGGACUCUCUGACCCUCCACCCGAACCCGAGAAGACCUCCUCCAGUGACCUCAUCAAUGACCUCCUUGGAAUUCUUGAUGCUCUGGCUGUUCCUAAGGUUUUCCUUGUCGGAAAAGAUUUUGGAGCUCGGCCGGCAUACUUGUUCGCCCUUCUGCACCCAGAAAAGGUGUUGGGAGUUGUAACAAUAGGACUUCCAUACAGGCCACCAUCAACUCGUUCCCCAUAUGAUAAAGAUCUCCCUGAAGGUUUCUACAUCAACAGAUGGCGGGAACCUGGCAGGGCUGAAGCUGAUUUUGGACGCUUUGAUGCAAAAACAGUUGUUCGAAAUGUUUACAUCCUUUUCUCAAGAAGUGAACUACCAAUAGCUGCCAAGAACCAGGAGAUCAUGGACUUGGUGGACUCGUCUACACCUCUUCCCCCUUGGUUUACCGAGGAAGAUCUUGAAGUGUAUGGAAAGUUGUAUGAAAAAUCAGGUUUCCGAACUGCCUUGCAAAUGCCUUAUAGGAAAUCCAUAGAUGACUUGGCGGGUGCAACCGACUCAAUCGUUAGAGUUCCGGUGUUGUUUAUAAUGGGAAACGAGGAUUAUGUGUUGAAAUUUCCAGGGUUAGAACAUUACAUAAACAUUGGAAAGUUGAAAGAGUUUGUCCCUGAUUUGGAGAUUGUAUCUCUGCCCGAAGGCACACACUUUGUUCAAGAACAAUCACCUGAACAGAUUAAUGAGCUCAUCCUCACAUUUCUCCAAAAGCACAUUUGAUCACUCAUGCUUGUAUGCCAGAGACGAAGCUUAUAUAAGGUUGCCGAGAGAUUGUGUAUUGUAAAAGUGUGAAUGUAGUGUUUUGAAUCCAAUAAGGACCAUAUUAUGAAUCUCCUACUCUUGUUAUGGCAUGUAAUUUGUCUCAAACAGUGAAUAAAGGCAACACUGAUUUUGG
Molecule: messenger RNA, 1242 nt
Organism: Fragaria vesca subsp. vesca
Lineage: Eukaryota; Viridiplantae; Streptophyta; Magnoliopsida; Rosales; Rosaceae
Product: bifunctional epoxide hydrolase 2-like
Exons: 5
Coding region: 126-1067 (313 amino acids)
Molecular function (GO): hydrolase activity
Source: RefSeq, a predicted model, not a curated record